Molecule: messenger RNA, 5000 nt
Organism: Lepus europaeus (European hare)
Lineage: Eukaryota; Metazoa; Chordata; Mammalia; Lagomorpha; Leporidae
Gene: SH3BP4
Product: SH3 domain binding protein 4
Exons: 5
Coding region: 195-3086 (963 amino acids)
Cellular component (GO): cytoplasm
Molecular function (GO): protein binding
Source: RefSeq, a predicted model, not a curated record
CGGAGCCGCGCGCGCCCCCGGCCGGACGAGCCGCUGGGCGCCGGGGAGAAGCCGCGGGAGCCCGCGGGGACGCCAUGCGAGCCAGGGGCCAGCUCCCCGCCUGGCUGACAGCACUGUGUAGGGCAGGUGCCACUGCAGGAGCCGCAGGCCGAGGAGACAUGGACCCCUAGCGGCUCGCCCGGGUGGAGUGCGACAUGGCGGCGCAGCGGAUCCGAGCGGCCAACUCCAGCGGCCUCCCGCGGUGCAAGUCCGAGGGGACCCUGAUGGACCUGAGCGAGGGGUUUCCGGAGACGAGCCUCAGUGACGUCAAAGUGCCUUCCCCCAGUGCCUUGCUCGCGGACAGCCCCACGCCGUUCGGGAACGCGAAGGAAGUGAUCGCCAUCAGGGACUACUGCCCGACCAACUUCACCACCCUGAAGUUCUCCAAGGGCGACCACCUGUACGUGCUGGACACGUCGGGCGGCGAGUGGUGGUACGCGCACAACACCACCGAGAUGGGCUACAUCCCCGCCUCCUACGUGCAGCCGCUCAACUAUCGGAACUCCACCCUGAGCGACAGCGGCAUGAUCGACAACCUGCCCGACAGCCCGGACGAGGCGGCCCGGGAGCUGGACCUGCUGGGGACGUGGGCAGGCGAGCAGAGGGGCCCGGGCAGGGUGCACAGCAACAACCCGUUCUGGACCGGCGUCCAGACGAACCCCUUCCUGAACGGGGGUGUGGCGGGCGUGCCCAGCCUGGACGAGCUGAACCCCAGGAGCACCGUGGACUUGCUGCUUUUUGACACCGGUGCCCCCUCGUUUACCGAAUCCAGCUCAGCCACCACCAACAGCACCGGCAACAUCUUCGAUGAGCUCCCGGCCACCAGCGGGCAGCCGGCGGAGGCGCCGGCCCGGCGGGACAACCCCUUCUUCAGGAGCAAGCGCUCCUACAGCCUGUCGGAGCUCUCGGUCCUGCAGGCCAAGGCGGACGCGCCCGCCUCCGCUGGCUUCUUCACGGGGCUCAAGUCCCCGGCCCCCGAGCAGUUCCAGAGCCGGGAGGAUUUCCGAACUGCCUGGCUGAACCACCGGAAGCUGGCCCGGUCUUGCCACGACUUGGACCUGCUGGGCCAGAGCCCCGGCUGGGGCCAGACCCAAGCCGUGGAGACGAACAUCGUGUGCCGGCUGGACAGCUCGGGGGGCGCCGUGCAGCUGCCCGACACCGGCAUCAGCAUCCACGUGCCCGAGGGCCACGUGGCGCCUGGGGAGACGCAGCAGAUCUCCAUGAAGGCGCUGCUGGACCCGCCCCUGGAGCUCAACAGCGACAAGUCCAGCAGCGUGAGCCCCGUCGUGGAGGUCCGGCUCAGCAACCUGGAGGUGAGGACCUUCCUCACCCUGGAGAUGAAGGUCUCCGCCGAGGUGAAGGGCGACCUCUACAGCAAGAGCGCCGUGGGCCUGCAGUGCCUGCGGAGUGACGCCAAGGAAGGCCCAUACGUCGCUGUGCCACUCGCCUACAGCUACGGGGACACGGUCCAGGUGCAGCUGGACAACCUGGAGCCCUGUAUGUACCUGGCCGUCGUCGCCCACGGCCCCAGCAUCCUCUACCCCGCCACCGUGUGGGACUUCAUCAACAAGAGGGUCACCGUGGGUCUCUACGGCCCCAAGCACGUGCACCCCUCCUUCAAGACGGUCGUGACCAUUUUCGGGCACGACUGCGCCCCAAAGACGCUCCUGGUCAGCGAGGUCACCCGCCAGGCGCCCAGCCCCGCGCCCGUGGCGCUGCAGCUGUGGGGCCGGCACCAGUUCACCCUGUCCCGGCCCCAGGACCUCACCGUCUGCAUGUUCUCCAACAUGACCAACUACGAGGUCAAGGCCAGCGAGCAGGCCAAGGUCGUGCGAGGCUUCCAGAUGAGGCUGGGCCGCGUGAGCCGCCUCAUCUUCCCCAUCGCCUCCCACAACCCCGGCGAGCUGUCCGACUUCACGCUGCGGGUGCAGGUCAAGGACGACCAGGAGGCCAUCCUGACGCAGUUCUGCGUGCAGACGCCGCCGCCGCCCCCCAAGGGCGCCGGCAAGCCGGCGGGGCCCCGGCGCUUCCUCAAGAAGAACGAGGUGGGCAAGAUCAUCCUGUCGCCGUUCGCCGCCGCCGCCAAGUACCCGACGUUCCAGGACCGGCCGGUGUCCAGCCUGAAGCUGGGCAAGCUGCUGAAGACGGUGGUGCGGCAGAGCAAGAACCACUACCUGCUGGAGUACCGCAAGGGCGACGUGGUGGCCCUGCUCAGCGAGGAGCGCGUGCGGCUCCGGGGCCAGCUGUGGACCAAGGAGUGGUACAUCGGCUACUACCAGGGCCGGGUGGGCCUGGUGCACGCCAAGAACGUGUUGGUGCUGGGCAAGUGCAGGCCGGGCCUGGUGGCGGGGCCCGAGCUGAGCACCGCCGUGCUGCUGGAGCAGAUCCUGCGGCCGUGCAAGUUCCUCACCUACAUCUACGCCUCGGUGCGCACGCUGCUCAUGGAGAACAUCAGCAGCUGGCGCGCCUUCGCGGACGCCCUGGGCUACGGCAACCUGCCGCUCACCUUCUUCUGCCGGGCCGAGCUGGACAGCGAGCCGGAGCGCGUGGCCUCGGUGCUGGAGAAGCUCAAGGAGGACUGCAACAGCGCCGAGAACAAGGACCGCAAGUCCUUCCAGAAGGAGCUCAUGAUGGCGUUACUGAAGAUGGACUGCCAGGGCCUGGUGGUCAGACUCAUCCAGGACUUCGUGCUGCUGACCACGGCCGUCGAGGUGGCCCAGCGCUGGCGGGAGCUGGCCGAGAAGCUGGCCAAGGUCUCCAAGCAGCAGAUGGACGCGUACGAGUCUCCGCACCGGGACAGGAACGGGGUGGUGGACAGCGAGGCCAUGUGGAAACCCGCCUACGACUUCCUGCUCACCUGGAGCCACCAGAUCGGGGACAGCUACCGCGACGUCAUCCAGGAGCUGCACGUGGGGCUGGACAAGAUGAAGAACCCCAUCACCAAGCGCUGGAAGCACCUCACGGGGACUCUGAUCCUGGUGAACUCGCUGGAUGUCCUGAGGGCGGCCGCCUUCAGCCCCUCAGACCACGAGGACCUGGUGAUCUGAGCGGCGCCCCUCCCCGCCCAUGCCUGGAGCACAAGCCCACCCACCGCCCGCCAGGUGCCCGGUGCCCUGGGUGCCAGUGCAGUCACCGCGGAGCUGGGGAGGGGCGGGUUUUCGACUGCAGGUCGUUGCCAAUCAAAUAGCUUUCUGUUCGUCCAGUGUACAUUGAAUUGGAAAAUCACGUUUUUUAAUGAAUGAGGGGAACAUAUGAGAAAGGUGGUAUCUAAUUUUUUAAUGGAGCAUAAAGGUUUGGAAAAAAAACUUAGGGGCAGAUGCUGUUGGUUUUUAUGUUGUUCAAAGGCCUUUUUAAAUUAUGUUCCAGGUGUACAUAGGUAUUUAAGGGCCGCUGGGGCGAUUUCAGAACCCGGCGCCCACCGGACCCUCUCGUCCUCUCCUUGAAGAGAGGCCCGUGGCCACAAUCAUGCCCGUUUUCCCUGAGAGUCCAGCCCUGCUCUCUCCUCCUGCUGCUGUCUCCUUGGCCUCACUCUCCCCCGCGGUCAUCGCAGACUGGGGGUGGGGGGUGUUCCGUGCGCCGCAGUGAACGCCAAGCCCCUUGUGGGCAGGUGACUGCUCUGACACGCUUCUGCCGACAGCGUCGAGAGCAGCUGGGGUGGGGGUGGGGGCGUUGCUGUGAGUGGUGGGGCCUCUGCAGCCCUGGGUGGCCUGGGCACUGUCCCCCUGCAGGGGGUCGGGGACCACUUCCCACAGAGUCCGUCACCUCCUCUGGAGACAGGAGGAGAACCUGGCUGCCGAAUCCAAGCCCCGAUGGCCUCCUGCCCACCUCAGGCCCCCGCAGAAGUCCCGGUCGGCUCCGGGUGGUACCCUGUGCUGCUGUGCCCACGCGCCGGCCGCCGUGUGCCAAAUUCCACUGCUCAUCUCACUGAGACCCAGCCGCCUUCCCCUCCUGGUGCACCCAGCUCUCCCCGGAAGUACACAGCACAGGAGAACCACAUUCUGUCCAACACAGACGAUCCGAGCAGGGCGUCCCCCGGAAAACCAGGAGCCUGGGGAAGGGUCGCGCUAAUCAGCUUGCAGCAACUCCGUUGUAGCUCAGCCUGGAGCCUGCCAUGUUGAACCCCGCCAUUGCCUUGUGCUCGGGGCGUCUCUGAAGGCAGCGAGCGGCGAGGCUGAUGGCUGGCAGGUGCCCAGAGGGAGCUGAGCCCCAGAGAUGUGCCUGGACCCGCCCUGUCCCCCCCCAGGGCAGGGUGGCACCCUUUGGGGGAGUCCCUGAAUCUCAUCCCCGCUCACUCUCAUCUGGACAGGCAGAGUGGAUAGUGAGAGAGAGACAGACAGAGAGAAAGGUCUUCCUUUUUGCCAUUGGUUCACCCUCCAAUGGCCGCUGUGGCCGGUGCACCGUGCUGAUCUGAAGCCAGGAGCCAGGUGCUUCUCCUGGUCUCCCAUGUGGGUGCAGGGCCCAAGCAUUUGGGGCAUCCUCCACUGCACUCCCGGGCCACAGCAGAGAGCUGGACUGGAAGAGGGGCAACCGGGACAGAAUCCGGUGCCCCGACCGGGACUAGAACCCGGUGUGCCGGCGCCGCAAGGCAGAGGAUUAGCCUGUUAAGCCACGGUGCCGGCCUAAGCUGAGGUCUUGAAACACGUGGAUUGCAUGGUGUCGUCAACGCAGUCCCGUUGAGGGCUGAGCCACAGUCACGGAGCCACCCUCCCCAACACUGAAGACCCCCAGACUCAAAGGCCAGACUCCCGGACAACCCCUAUCACACGACACAGCCUGACGUCCUACGUCUCCGCCCUCUCCCCAGAGACCCCCUCUCUCCUUUCCCCAAAGAAGAAACAAACCAGUUGCACCUUAAACCAUGGAUGUUUUCCUCAGGGGCUUUACAUAGUUUCCUAUGCAACAUGUCUUGUAGCACAAAUUAAAUUCUACGAAAGUUGCAGUAAAUUUUAUUUGGAUAUUUU